UAGAAAAGGGAUAUGUAGAGCUUGGACGAGUUAUGCCAAAGUAUGAACGUACCCGAGAUACGAACAAACCAAAGUACAAAUCCACGGGACACUCGUGGCCUACUAUUUGUUACAUUAUUCGGUGUGUUUUUUAUUGUCGUUGUUUUUAUCGUUUUAUUUGAUCUCAUUGGUAUGCAUAACGGUGUUUUUAUUGAUAUGACGGGCAUAACGGAGACCCGGGUAAAUGCUGGAAUUCAUAGCGCCGAGAGAAUCAUUGAAAAUGAUCAACUACCGUGAUCAAGCGUACAGGAUGGAAUAUGGUAUCUGGAGUCUGCAUGCCGCAAGUGGAUUGUGGGGCGAUCCACGGCUGAUUCGACGAGCGGCGGCACUCGUACCACCAGGUGCCCCGCCGAUACUUCCGCGUACCGGAUUUGCCCUGAGUUCCUUACACCAUCCCCUUGAUCCUGGAGCCUACAAGGCUGGUGAUUUGACCGCUAACUCCUCGCACAGUGUCAAUAGUGAUGAGGCGAGAAGUGAGGCUAGCACUCCACUGGAUACCACCAAGAAAUCGGAAGACAACGAAAGCAACAUCGAAAGGAAUGAAGAGGAUGAGGACAACAAUUACAAGAGCUCCCUACCGACAGAAUCUAACGAUAACAACAACGAAGAUGCUGGUGAGGAAAGUGAUACCAGUACAAACAGCUCCCAGCACUCUCGGAGUAAUAAUUCACCGGGGAAAGCAUUGGAUCCCUUGUCAUAUUUUGGGGUGGAUAAAGACGAAGCCAUAACGCCGGUUCUCAAUGGCUGGGUAUUGAGUGCCUACACAGCUAUGCUGGGGAGACUAUCCGCAGCAACAGCUGCCUUGGAAGCCACAGAGGUGCCAGGAAUACCGUCCGACAGUGAGUCUGACAGCGACAGUUCGUCCUACACCGAAAGAUCCAGGGGAGAGAGUCCUGUAACUGGCGCCUACAGAGGCUAUCCCUGUGGCUCUUGCGAUGUCAUAAGCUCAACAAGACCUGCCCUGAGAAAACAUAUUCUCAACAGUCACCCAGCUUCUCCCGAAACGAGCGAUGGGGAUCCCCGGGGGUGUCCGUCAGCAGGCUGCACCUUCACCAGUAACAGCCGAUGCGAGAUGGAGACUCACGUCGCCAGUCACAUGGCUCAGGGAACGACCCAGGGAAAAAAGAGAUCGUUAGCACUCCAACGCGUCAGGUAUAGAUAUGAACGAGAGGAGUACAGAUGCACCAUGUGUACAUAUGCCUGCACCAUUGAGAAGGCAUUUCAAAGACAUCUCAGGGCUCAUGCUAAAGGUGCCGCCCCGGAAACAAGAGUGAGUUGUGCUGUCUGUGGAGCUGACCGAUCUUCCGAAGUUGAUUUGAGCCGACACAUGAGGAGGCAUCGAGAUGAUAGAUAUUUUUGCUGCGACAUUUGUGUAUUCCGUACUGUUCAGCUGAAAAAACUGAUCCAGCAUCGUCGAAUGCACACCGGUGAAAAACCUCACCUCUGCCCUCACUGUGCAUACAGAAGUGCACGUCGUGAUAAUUUACGCAGUCAUGUACGUCGAGUACAUAAGAAGGAAAAUCUCUACUGUGACACCUUCAGUCCACGUGGUAUGCUGAUAGCGCCAAUUCCAUCAGCCACCUCAAUAACAGAUCAAUCGACGACCGCGAAUGUUCAGAGCUCCAACUCACCGAGUCCUUCCAGCCAAGAUAGGGUGAAUUAGCAUUACUAAUUGCUGGCUAAAUUAUGUGUUAUUGUGUGGAUACGAGCUACUCGAAUUUUAACGUCCUCAAUUUGUCAAUAUAACUAGGCCAACUACUGUUGAUAUAAUCUAAUAUUGAUUUCCAAUCUUCAGAUAAGGGUCUCCUAUGAUUUUCUUUAAGAUUUCCGAGUGUCGAUUGAAGAUAGAGGACAAGAAAGAAAAAUCAACCAGGAAUUAACUGGUUUCAGGUGAUUACUGAGAAAAUUUCAAAUAUGGUGCUGAGAAUUUAGUAGACUGAUUCUAUUUUAAUUUAUCAAAGACUGAGAGAGCUGUUAAUUUUUCUAAAUAUUUUGAUUAUAAUUACGUUACCUAUUUUCCUGUCUUCCUCGUGGGAAUACAUUCGUCUAGUCUCUACUAUACGUUGUAGGUGUACUUUAUAAAUGAAUUAAUACUGAAGAUUGUCUUGAAUUUUGAGAGGCAACAGGUUGUACUUUGUGAUUGGCAAUUAAGACUGACUAAGGAUGAAGAUGGAAUAUUUCAAUUAGAUCCCCGAUGAUUGCAGGAGUGCUGGAAUUAAAAGUUACAGAUAUUUCGUCAAAUUCAUGAGGGUCUCUAACUCCACAACAUCAGUCACUACUCCUAGAUUGACAAUUGUUGUUGCAUUCAACUCGAUAAUUCUGUAUUAAGAUAAUUCCGUAUCUCAACAUUGGUCAAUGCACAUUUUGCACAGAAAUAAUUUUCUCGUUUACGUUGACAAAGGAGUUAAUUAAAUCUAGGUUAAUGUGUGUCAAUUUUCAACGUAUGAUAAACUCUAAUUCAAAUCUAUGAACUUGCUAUUAACAUGAUAUACUUUUCAUGGAAAAGGUAUAGUAUAAGCGGAAUAAGAGGCACUCGGAAAAAGAUAUUCUUGCUGAAUGCCUAUUGAUCUAAAGUAUACCGUACAGUAUACACAAUACCUUAUGCUUUUUGAUAAACAAUUAUAUUUAAACUAAUGUUUUAUAUUUAUACGUGAUGUUUUAUUGUGAUGAAGGAAGUGAAAAGUUAAAUAGUUACGAAUCGAUUUAAGUGAACAAAUGACAAUUUUAUACAAUGAUUUUACACUACAAAACGCUUCUGAGCAGAAUAUUGGGUGCAUUAUUGAAAAAAAAAACACACACAAAAAGAAUGUCAAAUUAUUCGCUAUUUUCCGGUUUAUGCAGCUUUCGGGCGAGUGCAUAAUAAUUUUUUGUCGAAUGACGAGACGAAAACAAUUGGAGGGGCACGAGUGAUAAUUGAUUUUCAUUGGCUUUCAAUUUUAAUGACUUGGCUCAAUGUUCGGGAUAUUAUUUUCUUCCUAUUUGUGUCAAUAACUUCUAGGUAAAACAUAAUUGGAGGUCAUUUAAGACCAAGUGUUUAUGAUGAGAAAUAAAAAUUCUGUGAACGUCCGAGCACCAGUAAUUGUUAAAGAAAAAAGUCUUCUAACUGUUGAAUUUUUGCCGUAGUUCAUAAGUGUCCUAACGUAUACUUUAACUAUACACGAUAUGAUAUAUAAAUAUAUAUUCUAUAUUCAUUGUUUCGUAGAUGUAAAAAUGAUAAUAAGAAAUGUCUCGAGUGUCGGCGCGAUUGUGAACAAAAACAGAUUAUUUAGCGAAUGCCAAAUGGUGCCAAUUUCUCCGAGUAGUAUUUGAAUUAUCGCGGGACACUCGAUAUUAAUAAUUACAGCGAUUCCUCUCGAUAAUCCAUUCCUCUUGUUUAAUUUGGUGAAUUUUGGGACGGAAAAUUAAUAAUGAGGCUAAUUUUCGUUGAGGAAUCUCAUAGCGAACAUUUUAAGGAUUAAUACAAUCUCAAUGUGAUAAUAUAUUUGCUAUUAAAGAAGCAUUAUACGAUUACAAUUACUUCACGAAUGAAAGAGUCAACGAGAGCCGCCUACGUAUUUUGAAAAAUUACUGUAACUAUCGUCGUCCAUUUAAUUUUAGUUGGAUAAUUAAUUCAACGCAAAUUCGUUGGAAUUACUUCGACAAGUACAAAUAAGCCGUGAAUGGAAAAACGAAAAUAAAAAAUCGAGGGUCAGUUCAAUUCAAACACGAAAUAAACCAGUAAAUAUGUAAUAUUAGAUAUUUCAAUGUUAUGCAACUGUAAGUGUAAAAUUGAUCAAUUCAGUUAUUGUCUUCCUUCAUGAUCAUUAAAGUUCUACACUUACUCAGUGAAAGAAUGAAUACGAAAACUCUUUGUUCACUGUCUACUGUUAUGCACAACUCUACUUGUUCUCGGCUAAUGACGUAAGUCAAAGAUUUAAGAAUGACAGGAGUGACAGAGAUACAGGAGAAUAAAAACAAU
This is a messenger RNA of Diachasmimorpha longicaudata, 3997 nucleotides long. RefSeq names its product RE1-silencing transcription factor-like. Bases 224 to 1702 code for a protein of 492 amino acids. Gene Ontology annotation, biological process: regulation of gene expression. The transcript is spliced from 6 exons. Gene Ontology annotation, cellular component: nucleus. NCBI's taxonomy places the organism in Eukaryota, Metazoa, Arthropoda, Insecta, Hymenoptera, Braconidae. The record is from RefSeq and is a predicted model, not a curated record.